Molecule: messenger RNA, 1050 nt
Organism: Ostreococcus lucimarinus CCE9901
Lineage: Eukaryota; Viridiplantae; Chlorophyta; Mamiellophyceae; Mamiellales; Bathycoccaceae
Exons: 1
Coding region: 1-1050 (349 amino acids)
Molecular function (GO): 3'-5'-RNA exonuclease activity
Source: RefSeq, a predicted model, not a curated record
AUGACGACGUCGACGUCGGGCGCGAGGACGAUUCAGGUGUGCCAGUACAACGCGCUCGCCGACGCGUUGGCGCUGAACGACGCGUUCGCGAGCGCGUACUACGGCGAGGACGACGCCGAGGCGAACGAGGAAAUGUAUGAUUUGAAUUGGACGAAACGGUCGAAGGAUUUGCUUCGAGCGAUCACGUCGAAUGAUUCGACGACGGCGCCGGACGUCAUUUGCAUGCAAGAGUGCGAUCACUACUACGAUUUCUUCGAGCCCGAGCUGAAGAAACUCGGGUACGCGGGGUUGUACAAGGAAGAUCAGUGGUCGCCUUGUCGUAAAUUCGGCGCGCCGUGCGAUGGCGUGUGCAUCUUUUACAAAACUGACAAACUCGAGCUGUUGUCGUCGCACGCGCCGGGGACGCCGCGCGCGCGCAAGGACGACCCGGCGCUCAACGCCGGGAAGACGUUAAUGGCGAGGUUUCGGUUGAAGAAGGAUCCUCGAAGCGAGUCUGGAAUCCGCAACGCGAUCGGUACGCUCAUUCGCGGCAACGCCAAGCCCGUGUUCUCGGGAGAGGAUCUCCAAGAAAUCGUCGUCGUCACCACCCAUCUCGAGUCGGCGAAAACCGUCGACGGCAUCAUCACUCGACUGGAGCAAACGAAAGAGUUGUGCCGACACUUGAACGCGUUCGCCACGAGUUUGUGCGCGGACGUGGAUAAAGUCCAAAUCAUCAUCGCCGGAGAUUUGAACGCGACGCCCAACGAGGCGUGCGUGGUGCACUUGCGCGGACGCGGCAUGCGCAACGCGUACGAGGACAUGAGCGCGGCCCUCGGCGAUAAAAACUCAAACAGAUUUUCGACGUGGAAGACGCGCACCGGGUUGUUCAAGACCGGAGAAGUCAAACACACGAUCGAUUACAUCCUCUACUCGGCCCAUCGAGGAAGCAAAGUGGUGAGCGUGGCCAAGCUACCGGACGAGAGCGAAAUCCCGAGCGACGUCGGAUUGCCGACGUUUGGAUUUCCGAGCGACCACCUUCCGUUACAAGCGCGCAUCGCGAUCCCGCCGUGA